Messenger RNA from Acanthopagrus latus (yellowfin seabream), 4509 nucleotides. Its product is annotated as multidrug resistance-associated protein 1-like. The coding region runs from base 1 to 4470 and encodes 1489 amino acids. The record is from RefSeq and is a predicted model, not a curated record. Gene Ontology annotation, cellular component: membrane. Gene Ontology annotation, biological process: transmembrane transport. Gene Ontology annotation, molecular function: ATP binding; ABC-type transporter activity; ATP hydrolysis activity. NCBI's taxonomy places the organism in Eukaryota, Metazoa, Chordata, Actinopteri, Spariformes, Sparidae. The transcript is spliced from 29 exons.
AUGACCCUGGUCUCUCUGGUCUCUGGUCUGACUCUAGUCUAUCUGGUCUCUGGUCUGACCCUGGUCUCUCUGGUCUCUGGUCUGACUCUAGUCUAUCUGGUCUCUGGUCUGACCCUGGUCUCUCUGGUCUCUGGUCUGACUCUAGUCUAUCUGCUCCUUGGUCUCAGUCUGGCAUCAUUCGGUCUUCUGGAGAUUUUUUACUUCCUUGUGAAGAAAAACCAGGAGAUCCAGAAGCACCUGUUGAUCCUGAUAGGGCCACUGUCUCGCAGCCUCACUCUGGUUCUUGCUGUUGUUAUAAUCCAGGUUGAUAGGAUGAAGGGCUGUCGUUCCUCAAUCCUCCUCUUCCUCUUCUGGACUCUUCUGGUUCUUUGCUCCCUCGUUCCUCUGAAGGUCAACAUUGAGCAGAUUAUUGAUCAGGGUUUUUCAUCAGAUGGCAUUCGUUUCGUCGUCUUCUUCAUCUGUUUUUCCCUCCAGCUCAUCCAGCUAAUCCUCAGCUGCUUCUCUGACCACCGACCACUCUCUGAAAAAAACGCCUACAUCCAGAACCAGUGUCCAGAAGCCGACGCCUCAUUUCUCUCUAAGUUUUUCUUCUUCUGGUUUAGCAGUUUGGUGGUUCGAGGUCACCGGCGCCCCCUGCAGGCUGCAGAUCUGUGGCCUCUAAGGGACCAGGACUCGUCAAUCUGGAUCAUGAAGGACUUGGAGAAGUUCUGGACGCAGAACUGCAAAGAGCUGCGGGAUGAGCCUGCAGGUUCUGGACUGGCCUGGGGCCGGUCCUGGUCCAGUGGUUCUAACAUGCCAACAGAAAAAACACAGCUGCUGAGUAAGAACAGAAAGGGGAGGGGGUGUAGGCUCUUCCUCCUGUGCGCUCUGGGGCAGAGCUUCAGGUUUUACUUCCUGCGUGGGACUCUGUGUCUCCUCCUGCAUGACGCCUUCAUGUUCGCUGUGCCGCAGGUGCUCAGCUUGCUGCUGGAAUUCAUGCGGGACAAGAGUGCUGAGAUGUGGAAAGGUUUCCUGUUCGCCACCUUUCUCUUCCUGCUGUCCUGUCUGCAGUCGCUCUUCCAUCAUCACUAUAUGUUUCACUGCUUCACUGUGGGGAUGAGACUGAAGACCGCUGUCAUGGGCCUUGUCUACAGGAAGUGUCUGCUGCUCAGCAGUGCAGCUCGGCGGCAGUGUACUCUGGGAGAAAUCAUUAAUCUGGUUUCAGCCGACACUCAGAAGCUGAUGGACUUUGUGGUUUAUUUGAACUGUCUGUGGGUCACGCCCAUCGAGAUCACACUGUGUUUCUACUUUCUGUGGCAGCUCCUCGGUCCGGCCGCUCUUGCUGGUAUCAUCGCCGUGAUCCUGAUUUUCCCUCUGAACGGAUUCAUUGCUAAAGUGAGAAGCAAACUUCAGGAGGUUCAGAUGAAGUUCAUGGACAGUCGGAUCAAACUGAUGAAUGAGAUCCUGAACGGCAUGAAGAUCCUGAAGUUUUAUGCCUGGGAGGAAGCUUUCCUGCGUCGCGUUGGCGUCCUGAGAGACGGAGAACUCGAUGCCCUGAAGAGAUCUCAGGUCCUCCACUCUGUCUCUCUAGCUUCCUUCAACUCCUCGUCUUUCCUGAUUGCCCUCUCAGUUUUUGGAGUUUAUGUGUUGAUGGAUGAGCGAAAUGUUCUGGAUGCUCAGAAAAUAUUUGUUUCUGUUGCUCUCAUCAACAUCCUGAAAACUCCUCUGAGUCAGCUUCCCUUCGCCAUGAGCACCACCAUGCAGGCUGUUGUGUCACUCAGACGUCUGGGAAACUUCCUGUACCAAGAGGAAUUGAAGCCGAACAACGUGGAGAGACUGCCUCACAGCACAGAUGGAGACAGUGUGGUGAUCGAGGGCGGGUCCUUCUCCUGGACUAACGACGGGCUGCCGUGUCUGCAGAGGAUUAACAUGAAGGUGAAGACAGGCUUCCUGGUGGCUGUGGUUGGCCAUGUUGGCUCAGGAAAGUCAUCUCUUCUGUCAGCCAUGUUGGGAGAGAUGGAAAAGAGAAGUGGCUUCAUCUCCAUCAAGGGUUCAGUGGCCUACAUCCCCCAGCAGGCCUGGAUCCAGAACGCCUCCCUGAAAGAUAACAUUUUGUUUGGUGGAGAGAGGAAGGAGAGCUGGUACCACCGUGUGCUGGAGGCCUGUGCUCUGCUGCCAGACCUGGACAUCUUGCCUGCUGGAGACAGCACUGAGAUUGGGGAGAAGGGUCUGAACCUGUCUGGGGGUCAGAAACAGAGGGUGAGUCUGGCUCGGGCAGUCUAUAGGAGGUCAGAUGUUUACCUUCUGGAUGACCCGUUGUCAGCUGUUGAUGCGCACGUUGGACAACACAUCUUUGAUCGAGUCAUUGGACCCAGAGGACUCCUUAAAGACAAGACCCGGGUGCUGGUAACUCAUGGGCUCAGCUUCCUGUCCAAAGCAGACCUGAUCCUGGUGAUGGAAGAGGGUCACGUCUCUGAGAUGGGCUCCUACAUGGAGCUGAUGGAGAGGAGGGGAGCUUUUGCUAAACUCAUCCAAACCUUCAGUGGAAACCAACGCAGAGGCAGCUCCACCCCCAGAGACAAGAUCAGCAGGAAGUCGGUGUCUCGUCUCAGUAUGACUGAUUACUCCAUUGAUCUUUCACAGGAGCAGCUGAUCAGCUGUGAUAUGGGCAGUGCCAGUGUUCAGGUGAUGGAAGCAGCUGAUCAGGACUUGGAUGCAGAGGAUGUUGGAAAACUCACAGAGGCUGACAAAGCUCACAUAGGGAGGGUGAAGCUGCAGAUGUAUCGAGAGUACUUCAGGACCGUUGGCCUUACCUUCAUCAUGACCAUCAUCUUCCUCUGUGCAUUCCAGCAGGCUGCCUCAUUGGCCUACAACUACUGGCUGAGCCUGUGGGCCGACGAGCCAACCGUCAAUGGCACACAGAGCGACCAUGGGCUGAAACUGAGUGUGUUUGCAGCUCUCGGUUUCACUCAGGGGAUGGCCAUGUUUGGGACGACACUUGCCAUAGCUCUGGGUGGCAUUGUAGCAUCACGUCACCUUCAUGCUGAUCUUCUCAACAGUGUCCUUCGCUCACCCAUGUCCUUCUUUGAGGUCACGCCCAGCGGAAACCUCCUAAACCGAUUCUCCAAAGAGAUCGAUGCGAUCGACUGCAUGAUUCCUGACGGGCUGAAGAUGAUGCUGGGCUACCUGUUUAAACUGCUGGAAAUCUUCAUCAUUUUGUUGUUGGCCACACCCUUCACAGGGCUGGUGCUCCUCCCCCUCACCUGUGUUUACAUCUUAAUACAGAGUUUCUACGUGUCGUCGUCGUGUCAGCUGCGACGUCUGGAGGCCGUCAGCCGCUCCCCGAUCUACAGUCAUUUCAACGAGACGGUACAGGGUGCCAGCGUCAUCCGAGCUUUUGGCGAACAGCAACGCUUCAUUCUGCACGCCAACCAUCGCAUCGACGGCAACCAGGAAGCUUAUUUCCCUCGUUUUGUUGCCACCAGAUGGCUGGCAGUGAAUCUGGAGUUUCUGGGGAAUGUAUUAGUUUUGGCUGCAGCCAUCCUGUCGGUGCGAGGUCGGGAUGAACUGAGCCCGGGCAUUGUGGGAUUGGCAGUGACACAUUCUCUCCAGGUGACGGGAAUCCUGAGUUGGAUUGUUCGAUCCUGGACUGAUGUGGAGAACAACAUUGUGUCCGUGGAGAGAGUCAAAGAGUACGACAGCACACCCAAAGAGGCAGCGUGGACCCUCGAGGGCAGUUUGCUCCCAGCAGAAUGGCCUACCACAGGAAACAUCCAGUUUGAAGAUUUUGGACUGCAGUAUCGUAAAGGUUUGGACUGGGCUUUAAAUGACAUCAAAAUCAGCAUCCAGGACAGAGAAAAGGUGGGGAUCGUUGGACGGACAGGAGCUGGGAAGUCUUCUCUGGCUUUGGGAAUCUUCAGGAUUUUGGAGGCAGCAAAAGGAAGAAUAAUUAUUGAUGGCAUCAACAUUGCUGAUGUCGGCCUGCAUGAUCUCCGCUCCAGGAUCACCAUCAUUCCUCAAGACCCAGUGUUGUUUUCUGGUUCUCUGAGGAUGAACCUGGACCCCUUUGAUACCAGUUCAGAUGAGGAUCUGUGGAAAGCUCUGGAACUGGCUCACCUCAGCAGCUUUGUGUCUGCACUGCCACAAAAACUCAACCAUCACUGCUGUGAAGGAGGCGACAACCUCAGUCUUGGCCAGAGGCAGUUGCUGUGUUUGGCUCGAGCUCUCCUGAGGAAAACCAGGAUCCUACUUUUGGAUGAAGCCACAGCAGCUGUAGACCUGAAGACCGACCAGCUGAUUCAGUCCACCAUUCGUGCUCAGUUUGAUGGCUGUACAAUCCUAACCAUCGCUCACCGCCUCAACACCAUCAUGGACUAUACCAGGGUUGUAGUAAUGGACCAUGGCUCCAUCGCAGAGACAGACUCUCCUUCUCAGCUCCUCUGCGUGCAAGGUCAUUUCUAUCAAAUGUGUGUCGAGGCAGGUUUGGCCUAACAUAUGUCAUUAGAAAUAAAAAAUGUGAUGAUUGACGUA